AUGUCGACCUACGCACCAAACUAUGCGCCGACUCCCCAGCAGUCGCAGCCACAGGGUGUGCAAUCGAUGACAUACUCAUCGCCUGACCAGAUCAAUCAACAGCAACAGCAUAACGAGCCGUCGUCGUAUACCAACGAGAAAGCCGUCCAGCCUUCACAGUCGCAGACGCAGCAGCCACAGGCGCCUCCAAGCUAUGGCUACCAGCAAGCACCCAUCGUCAGCGGAGUGACACCACUAAAUCAGCUCGAUGAAUUCGAAACCACCGUCGACUGUCCAUACUGCCAUUACCGUGCCAGGACGAGGAUUGUAAAAGACAGCAGUGCCAUCACGAUACUGGUCGGCAUCGGAAUCGGGUGCUUCUGCAUUUGCCUCUCCUGCUUGCCCUGCAUCCUUCACUGGUUCCCAGACGUACACCAUUACUGCAGCAACUGCAACAAGCGACUUGCGACAGUGAAGCAGAGCGGCGGCAUAAAGGUGUACGAGGUCGUGCCAACCGGCAUGCCGGCCGCACCUGGUGGACAAGCACCAAUACCGAUGCAGCCACCGGUCAACACGAAUGUGACAGUACAAAAGCCGCAGGAAGCGGUUGUGAGAGGAAGCUGA
This is a messenger RNA of Cyphellophora attinorum, 603 nucleotides long. RefSeq lists its product as uncharacterized. Bases 1 to 603 code for a protein of 200 amino acids. Gene Ontology annotation, molecular function: zinc ion binding. Lineage: Eukaryota; Fungi; Ascomycota; Eurotiomycetes; Chaetothyriales; Cyphellophoraceae. The transcript has 2 exons. The record is from RefSeq and is a predicted model, not a curated record.